UACCGCAGCGGCCCCGCUGAGCGUCUAGACCUGGGUGCGCUCUUCGCUCUUCGCUUCAGACUCCGCGGGAGCGCAGGCGAGCUGCCGCUCCCACCCCCCCACGCCCACCAGGUGCGUUCAUCGUCGCCUUCCUGCACCCUAACAGCGGUGUCAGGGACAAAGGGAAGUGAGGAACAGCCCGGGCCAGCCCGGAGACCGGACACGUAAGCCCCCUGCGGACCCUCAGAUUGCCCCGGGGGAAGAUCAUUGCGUCCCGUUAGCCAGCAGGUAGCUAGAGCCCGGAGCCCCAGAUCCCGAGCCUGGACUCUAACCCCUUCCAGUGGUCCUUCCAGGGUAGGAUUGACCCAGCCUCUGUUCUGCAGUCCACCCGGCUCCCUCCCGCCCCAAGACUAGCCUCCACUGGGCAGCGUCAUGGCCAUGAACCUUCUGCAAGAUUGGUGCAAGGAGCUGGAAGUGGAGGUCCACAGGGCCCUGCUGAUCACGGGCAUCCCUGAGCGCCUGCAGCAGGCGGACAUCGAAGCCACCCUGAGGCCGAACUUGCAACCCCUGGGCAGCUACAGGCUUCGGACUGUGAGAUCUGUGACCAAGGAGAAGGCUCAGGCCGCCUUGGUGGAGUUUGGGGCAGACAUCGAUCACUCUGCCAUCCCCAUUCACAUCCGGGGAGAUAAUGGAAUCUGGAAGAUCCUGAGUAAGGACCGCGGGCAAGAUGCGCGGGUCCUUAGGCAGAUGAGGCGCCUGUUGCUAGAUGAAAGGCCCAUGGAUGACUUCAGAGAAAUAGCCAUCCCUCUGGUAUUGGAGGCCCAGGCCCAGGCCAAGGGGUUGGGGAAGGAGGCCAAGAAGACUGGCUCCUCGGAAGGAGCACCCAGGCACGGCCGUCGGGGCCGUCGGGGAGGCAAGCGCAGAUCUAGAACCCACAGGUUCACGGCUCAGAAGGGCAAGAAGAGGGGUCGGGGAGGGCGCCGAGCCAGGAGUGAGUCGGACGACUCAUCCGAUGACAGCCUGGGUAUUGUCAUAGAGGAGAUCUAUGCGGAGGACCUGAGCGUAGAUGAGGACCAGAGGGCCCUGUAUGCCACGCUCCAAGCAGCUGCCAAAGAGCUCACCAAGAAGUGGGCCUUCCGGGGAGACCAAGAUGAAGGAGAUGGCCCCCGAGAGUUUUUGGCACUUGUCACUGUCACCGACAAAGCGAAGAAGGAAGAGAUCGAGAAAGACCUUCCUGGUACAGAGUCCAUCUGCUUAAACAUCAAAGAUGACAAGAGCGGGGUCCCUGAUUUAGUCGCGCUCCUGGCUGUAAGAGAUACCCCGGUAGUGGAUGUAGAUAGCGAGGGGGAGGAGGAAGAUGAAGAUGGAGAAGAGGAAGAAGAGGAAGAAGAUGAUGACGACGACGGUGAUGAUGAUUCCGACGACGACGGCGAGUCUCUGGAAAACGCAGAGCGAGGAAAAGAAGGGGUGGACAACCCCGAGUUUGUGGCGAUCGUGGCUUAUACCGACCCCGCUGACCCCUCUGCCAGGGAGGAAAUGCUCAAAAUCGCUUCUGUGAUUGAGACCCUAGGCUGGGGUGAUAAAAAAGACAAAAAAGAUGUCCUUCCUCAAGUCCUGUCUGUCAUGAACAAGGACACCUCUGGGCCCAGGGUGAAGGUAGAGGAGGCAGGCCGUCAGGUGGACGCCAUGGUCCUGAGGAAGGCGGAGGAAGACGGGAAUCUUCUGGAAUGUAUCUCCACCUUGGCCGAAGCCGAGAACAGCACCAAGGGAAAGAAGUCUGGACUGGGUCUCCUCAGAGGGUGGACCGCUGAGGGCCACCAGGGUGGCCUCCUGGAGCUGGUGGCACUCCUGGCGGCGCAAGAUAUGGUGGAGUCUGUGAAAGAGGAAGAAGCCAGCAGGUGGGGCGGUGGGGGCAGUGGCGGCAGGAAGUGUGAUCAUAGCCAAGGCGGCUUAUCCGACGUCCUGGCUUUCCUGGCCUCCCAGGAGAACCUAGAAUCCAACGAGGAGUCGGAUGACGAUUCAGACACAGAGUCUGAGGAAGAUUCAGACGACACCGACAGCGAAGAGUCAGAACCCGGCGACAGCGUGUCCAAGAAGCCCCGCGCCAAGAGAGCGCGCACCGGCUCCAAAAGCCUGGCUCCUGCUGGCGCCACCGCGGUCUCCACCGCAUCCAGGGCACGCAAAACCCGCAGGGGUGGCCGCGGUCGUGGCCGGGGCGUCACUCCAGAGAAGAAAGCGGGGAGCGGGGCUGCAACCGAAGACCACGCUUGCAACAACACCACCACCAAGAAGAAGAAGGGAUCUUCCGGCGCGGGGGCCCGUGCCAGGGCUGGCGAGGCCAAGGGACAGCCAGCUGCUGUUCCCAAGUCUACCCGCGGGAAGAAAGCACGUCGGGGCCCAAGGCGGGCGCCCAAAUGCCGUUAGUGCCACAGACGUCACUAGGAGCCCUGUCUCUUGUGUGUGAACCCCCUCCCCCAUUCUCUCUCUCUCUCCCCUGCUUCCCCCUCUCGCUUAACCGCGUGCAUUUUGCUUUGUGCUCUGCCGCAUCCCUGGCUGGCUAUGACCAGUGCCCAGCCUUCCCUCUUCGUUCUAUGAACAGAUGGCGUGAGCGAUCGUGAUGGCUGAAGCCUUGAUACGACAAAGAAAAAGAGACAAGACACUCGGAUGCAGUGGCCAGUGGGUGCAGAGAAGAUGUGGGCCUGGAAGACCCCAGCCUGAGUGUGUGUGGGUACCAGGCACUCCCUCCUGCCCAUCCUUCCAGGCACCUGCUUCUGGCCAAACAGCUGGUAUCGACUGUGAGCCACCUCUGGCGUGAAGGGGCCUGGGGGGAAAACAAGAGAGUGUUGGGCAUUAUAGGCAUUAGCUGAGCUUGGAAGGGCUAAGGGCCUUGUGCGUGCUUGUGUUUGUGUGUGUGUACUCCCAAAGUAAAAGUCUGAGGGGGCUGGGAGAAGGAGGAAUAGAAAUGGGAGGAAGGAGAGGAGGAGGAGGAGGCUGGGAGGGGAAGGAGGAGGGAGGAGGAAGAAGAGGAGAAGGGGAGGAGGGAAGGGAAGGUGGCAUUAGCCCACCCAUCUGAGGCUCUGCAGGUGGGAAAGAUUGGAAGCCAAGCCACCCCACCAGCCUUUGUCCACAGGUUGAACUGGCAAUACUCUGCCAAUGUGUUCUGAUUUGGAAAACUUACGGGAAAUCCAGAUUGCUGGUUUCUCAGCUGGGCAAGCCCUGUGGCGUCUCAGCUCCAUUGCCCCAGCUGUCCCUGGCUACUCCUCCGCUUUUUGCCCUUGUAACUCUUGACUUACUGUGACAGUGGAGUCCCUUGUCCACCCCUCCCCCCACUCACGUGCAGCAACUACCCAGGUCCCCUUAAAGGGUCAAGUGUCCCUAUCGUAUGUAGGAAACAGUUGCUCUACCCCACCCUGGUAUUGUCCAUCCCCCAGUCAGCCUGGCUGACAUUGGCCAGGCUCCAGCCCUCUGCUGUCCCCGAGAGCAGCCACUUCGGCUGUGUGUUUUCCUGUAGUGCUCCGUGCCGAAGCCCUGGCUGCUCAGUUCUGUGUUUCGCUGUGUAGAUAAUGCUUUUCCUAAGCACAGCACCUUUCAUCCUCUUGUUCACGUGUGUGCGUGUGCGUGUCCAAGUUUCACUUCCCAGGAAGUGACCCGUUCGUGGUCCCUGGACCCUCUAGGAUGUAACAGAAGUUCUGACCUGUACUCGUAGCCCUGACUGGACAGUCCGACACCAUGGCAGGGGCAUACAGAAGCUGCGAGGACUGUGGGUACCGCUUUGUACUCGGAAGCAGCCCUCUCCUUGCUUCCCAGGACCAGUGAUGAUGAGAAGCAGGCCCGAGUGGCCUGUGGCUGGAGAGGAAGCCUCUCUUCGUGUGGGCUGAUGGACUUGGGGUCUGGUGGAAUUCCUGAGUAACCUGUGACUGGAGGGUCCCACCUGUCACUCUUCUCCCUGCAUAGUUAUAGGUACCUGUCCUUGUGUGCUGUGUGACCCGGGAUCCUUCAGUGAAACAUAAUGAAGCUUC
This is a messenger RNA of Peromyscus californicus insignis, 3998 nucleotides long. RefSeq names its product PNMA family member 8B (gene Pnma8b). The transcript has a single exon. The record is from RefSeq and is a predicted model, not a curated record. NCBI's taxonomy places the organism in Eukaryota, Metazoa, Chordata, Mammalia, Rodentia, Cricetidae. Bases 412 to 2403 code for a protein of 663 amino acids.